AUGCCUACUUCCAACAACUCCCUCGAAUUUGUUAUGGACAAGCACUGUAAAAUGGUCAGUCACAGCGGUUCUGCAGACCAAACCCAGUUUUCUGGAAUUGCUUUCGACCCCUUGUGCGAUUUCAACCAAGAGAUUGUCGACGAAAUGCAUGGAGAAGUUGUACUCCGAUCUGUGACAGAUGUCUUUGUCAACCAUGCCGAUAUGGAAUGGACCCAUACCUCGGCCGGAAACCCAGCAGUCACAAACCUCCUCAGUCUCAAAAGUUUCCUGCCAACCGAAGUCAACGAGGCCACAACCAAGACAAUUGUUGCACAGAAGCCAAAGACGAAUCUGUUGGAGAAGGUCGAUCCUGAUUCUGUUCCCACUGCAGAAAGCAUACACUGGAAAAAUAACAAUAAAUACACACCGGGAAAUUCAGGCAUACUAUUUGGGGUUUUGCCUAUUUCCACUGGUACCAAAGCUGAUCUGGUUACAUGUGCACAGACCUGCUAUCUACAAGUAGUACCAAGAAAACUUUAUUUCAAACUUUGUUUUUUUGCUGUAAUACAAUCUGUUUCCAUGUUAAAGGUUAAUAAUCAGGGACUACGUCGCAUGUGUAUUGUUGAACUAUCCCUGGGUGAAUAG
Messenger RNA from Phycomyces blakesleeanus NRRL 1555(-), 624 nucleotides. RefSeq lists its product as hypothetical. The transcript has 3 exons. The coding region runs from base 1 to 624 and encodes 207 amino acids. Lineage: Eukaryota; Fungi; Mucoromycota; Mucoromycetes; Mucorales; Phycomycetaceae. The record is from RefSeq and is a predicted model, not a curated record.